Messenger RNA from Anopheles darlingi, 1608 nucleotides. RefSeq names its product alpha-1A adrenergic receptor-like. Gene Ontology annotation, molecular function: G protein-coupled receptor activity. The transcript has 7 exons. Bases 91 to 1608 code for a protein of 505 amino acids. The record is from RefSeq and is a predicted model, not a curated record. Gene Ontology annotation, biological process: G protein-coupled receptor signaling pathway. Gene Ontology annotation, cellular component: plasma membrane. Lineage: Eukaryota; Metazoa; Arthropoda; Insecta; Diptera; Culicidae.
UUUGUACAAAAUGUAAUUGAGGGUAUUUCCCUUGUGCAAGUGACGAAAUCAACGGUUAACCGGCUGGUGGAUAUUGUUGACAGCCAAAGGAUGAUGAUGUUCAAUGGUGGGGAACAUCCCAGCAAGACCGCCCUGCGAGAGGAUUACGAAUACGAUCGGUCCAGUCAGCGGAUGUUGCUGCUUACGAAUCGGCAGAAUGGAUCUACCGGUUUACAGGAUGCCGGUAGGGCGUUGUACACAAGUGACCCAACUGCAAGUGUGAUGUUGAUGACUUCCUACAGUUCUUACGUGCAGUUACCUCCAGCUACUCAACCAAGUGCCAUCAAUGUGGCACCCAUAACCACAGCCAACGAUUCCACCGCCAUUUACUACCAAGCCACCGCCUUCGCUCCGGAUGCUACAAUGCCACCAACGUUAGAUCUAGACCAGCAAACAUUCUUCUACUACGCCGAAGUGUUAAGCGUAAUCAAUUUCUACUAUGUUCCGGCGCUAGUGCUGUUUGGUAGCAUCGGGAACGUGCUUUCCGUGCUAGUGUUCUUCAAGACAAAGUUACGAAAACUUUCGUCAUCUUAUUAUCUGGCUGCACUCGGGUUAAGUGAUACGUUCUAUUUAAUAGGACAGUUCGUAGCAUGGCUUAAUUUAAUAGAUCUGAAAAUCUAUAUUCAGGAGAUCUGUUGCCGGUUCUUCACGUUCUCCAGUACACUUUGCUGCUUUUUAUCCGUGUGGUUUGUGGUGGCUUUUACUGUGGAGCGUUUCAUCGCCGUAAUGUAUCCUCUCAAGCGCCAAACGAUGUGUACAGUGAAACGGGCCAAAAUCGUUAUCGUAGCACUAACAAUUUGUGGGAUUUUUAUCAGUUUGCCGAUUUUCUUCUUCGCCUCACCGCAAUUCUCAGCCCCUAUGAAUGAAACCUUAUGUGACAUAGUGCAGGAAUAUAAAGAGCAAGCUGCGGUCUUCAACUUUUUAGACUUCAUUCUGGUUUUUGUUGUGCCGUUUUCCAUCAUCGUCGUCCUGAACUCGCUAACAGCGUUAAUAGUAUGGAAGUUUGCAAGCAUAAGACGCACAAUGACCAUCCCAAGGAGUUAUGGUGCCAACAUACGUGAGUCGCGAAGACAACUUAACAUAUCCAACAGUCAGCUCUUUGGCAACGGCACUGUGGCUGUCCAACAGAUUCAACUCCUUAGGGGGGCAAAUUCGCAAAUGAAGGUAACGAAAAUGCUACUUAUCGUUUCGACUGUCUUUGUUUGCCUCAAUCUACCCAGCUACAUUGUACGAGUGAAAAUUUACCUAGAGGCUGACCCAACCCAACCCAACCCAACUCUGUACUUAGUACAAAACUGUUGUCAGCUAUUUUUCAUGACAAAUUUUGGAAUAAAUUUUAUACUAUACUGCGUCAGUGGUCAAAAUUUUCGGAAAGCUGUAUUUGGCAUGUUUCAAAAACGAAGUCGCCGACAAAUUAACCUGGAACAUACGUCCGGAACUCAAGUAACAGAAUUGGUGCUUCGUACUAAUGGCUCUAAAAUGCGCAGAAAUACUACCAUCUCGGACGCCGGAGAGAACACAACGUGGCGUGAGCUGGCUGAUUAUGAAAUUACAAAUUUUAUCAAGUGA